CGUAAGACACACCACGAAGAUGAAGGCCGUCGCUGUAUUCUGUUUCGCCGCCUCACUGGCCGUUGCUGCUGCCCUGCCUCCCCCAGGUGGCGUUGGAGGGUUCAUGCCCCAAGGUGGCUUUGGAGGGUUCAUGCCCCCAGGUGGCUUUGGAGGGUUCAUGCCCCAAGGUGGCUUUGGAGGGUCUAAGCCCCCAGCAGCGGGAGCCUUCGUCCCCUCGCCGGCCAUGAUCCAGGCCUUCGUCCCGACGCCCGAGCAGAUCAACGCCCUCAACGCCCUCCACACCACGCCGCCCCGGGAGCCGCCCCCGCCCCGCUGUCGCCCCUGGAACUCCUGCGGCGCCACCGACCUUGCCUCCCGCCGUCGCCAACCUGCUGAAGAAGUACCAGGCCGCCGCCGCUGCCUUCACCCACGCCCGCCGCUGGGCCAGUGUGAUGCCCUAUUGCUCGGCUCCGAUGACGGGAUAUGGGUCGUGUCAGAGGAUAUUCUAAUCCUUCACUUUUGUAGGUUUAUUAUAUUUCUUAAGAUUAAAAAAAAAACAAAAAAACAACUUCACAAAACUAGUCAUGUGAAUGAAUAAACUCAA
This is a messenger RNA of Penaeus vannamei (Pacific white shrimp), 583 nucleotides long. Lineage: Eukaryota; Metazoa; Arthropoda; Malacostraca; Decapoda; Penaeidae. The record is from RefSeq and is a predicted model, not a curated record.